This is a messenger RNA of Volvox carteri f. nagariensis, 396 nucleotides long. RefSeq lists its product as uncharacterized. The record is from RefSeq and is a predicted model, not a curated record. The transcript is spliced from 3 exons. The annotation marks the transcript as partial. Lineage: Eukaryota; Viridiplantae; Chlorophyta; Chlorophyceae; Chlamydomonadales; Volvocaceae.
AUNUACGCUACCAGCUGUUGCCGCAUCGGUGGCCUUGUUGGCGGAGUAUAUGAUUACGCGUUGGGUGACUUUCGCUUUGCCGUGAACUAUGUCCCCGGCGUGAGUUCGUCAAUCGUCAUCCAAGCGCCGGCCGUCAUGCUCAUUGACAAAGCAACGAGCUCAGGGGGCUACAACUACACCUUCGUUCCGGCCAUCAGUUCCCACGGGGCGUCCAUCACCUGCUCCAUCAACACGAACCUCGCCGAUACAGCUCCUUUUAAUGUUAAUGAAAACUUCACGGUGUUGCAGGUGCAACUAAUUGCCUGCCCUCCGUGGUUAACGCACGUCCUUGUAGGACAGAUUAUCGCCGACUGCUAUACUGCAGUAUGCAGCAAUAUUAUUAAGGUUCCUAUGUAA